Amphiprion ocellaris (clown anemonefish) is the source of this 8646-nucleotide messenger RNA. RefSeq names its product Rho guanine nucleotide exchange factor (GEF) 37 (gene arhgef37). The transcript is spliced from 17 exons. Lineage: Eukaryota; Metazoa; Chordata; Actinopteri; Pomacentridae. Gene Ontology annotation, molecular function: guanyl-nucleotide exchange factor activity; protein binding. The record is from RefSeq and is a predicted model, not a curated record. Gene Ontology annotation, cellular component: cytoplasm. The coding region runs from base 553 to 2907 and encodes 784 amino acids.
CUUUUAUUGUGUAGAGCGGAUUGCGGUCGGCGGGUGAGUGCCGGCAGGUGAAGCGGAGUUCACGGCAGAACACGGAGAGACAGAAACACCUGAGCGGGACACAAACCGAGACGAGAGGUCGGAGACAGAAAGUGAUUAGAAAGCCAAGGUUGUCAGGAUGUUCCCUCCUUCUGCUGCCGUUUCUGACACCCAGAGAGGAACUGCAAUGAGAGAAGGAAUCUGAUGCAUCAAGAAAAUCCAGACAAUCCCUUUGCAAUUGGAAGAGGAUGGGAUGUCCCGCGGAGCUUUUGUUUCCUGUGAUAGGAAACUUCAAUCACUUCAGCGCUCUGUUUUCAUUGGUCCACACAGUGUCUCAUGAAGACUCUCGAAGUGUCGUCUGAUUGGUCCCCCAAAUCCACUGAAGACCCGUCGGCCAAUCGGCUGCCAUCUGGCAGCAGCAGCGUCUCCACUGCAGCACAUUUUGCUUCAGUUGGGAUACAGUGCAAGGAGACCGAGAGAGAGGAUCGAGCUUUGCUGCAGCUGAAUCAGGGAUUCUAGUCAGUGAUCUUCAACAUGGAGGUGCCCAGGAGGCCUCAGCCCUCCUUCAUGCUGGCUCUUCCUAAACCAGCCUCAUCUAUGUCUGCCAUGGGAGCUGUAGAGAAGGUUACCAAGAAAGGUCCAAUGAAAGAAAAGCUGGAGAGGACAGAUGAUCAAGUUGGACAAGGAAAGAGAAACUCGGAGGAGGAGACGUUUGAGUCAGGUGUGUCUGUGUUUGUGGAGGCAUCUGCCGACUCCUCAGAACUUGUAGAUACAAGUACUGCUCGAACAAAUUCAAGACUUCCCUCACAGGAUAGUUUUUCAGAGGAGAGCUCAAUAUCAGAGGAGAGGUUGGCAGAGGAGGCCAAAGAGGCUAAAAAGAAGUCUGAAGAGGAGGCAGCAGCAGCUAAAGAGAGGGCAGCACAGAGACAGCUGCUGGCUAUAGAAGAGCUGGUCCAGUCUGAGAGGAAUUACCUUCGAAUGCUGCAACUCAGCACUGUGACUAUCAGGAGCAACUUGCAGAAACUACAGCCUCCUCUAGCCAACCUGGACAGCAUGUUUCUGUACAUAGAGGAGGUGAUCGACGUGUCGGGCCGUCUGCUCAGCCUGCUGGACCAGAAGCAGGUUAAGCCCGGAGACCCUCAUUUCCUUGAGACACUCUGCAAUUCAUUCCUCAGCCUGUCUUCAGACAUAGAAGCUGCCUAUAAGGAAUACUUGGCCAACUACAAUCAAGUGACGGUGAUAGAAAACGGCUACAAACAGAAAGAGGCGCUCUGGAAUGAGAUAGUAAAAGUCAUCAAGGCCUCAGCGCCUGAAGUCAAUGCCACCUCUCUGAGUUUCUUCCUGGUCAUGCCGGUGCAGCGGAUCGCCCGCUACCCACUUCUACUGCAGACCAUCCAGAAACACACCGACCCGACUCACCCGGCCUAUCCGCUCCUGGAGCAGACAGCCCACACCUCCAUCGCCUUAAACUGUCGCAUCAAUGAGUACAAACGCUUCAGAGAAGUUGCUGAUAAAUACAAGAAGACGGAAACCCUGACCAUCAAGGACAAGAUCAACCGCCUCAACUCCCACAGCAUCGCAAAGAAGACCGCGAGGUUCAGCCAGCACUUCAAACAUGAGACUGGGAUAGCAGCUAAGCUAGUGGACGAGGAGUUUGACGCCUUGGAAGGUUUCUUUUACGUUCUGGAGAACGGGAUCCUGGAACUUCUUGAGAACGUGGAGACAUACCUGAACCACUUACAGGCGUUCCUGGCCUGCAAGACUGAAGAGUUUGACUUUGAUAUGGAUGGAGAGAAGGCACCUAUUUGCUACAAGGAGAUCACUACUGCACUCAGACAAUGGAUCCUUCCUACAUUUGAGAAGAGGAUGAGGACUUUGAUCCACAAGCCACUGUGUGCGCUCCGUGACCUCCUCGUCGGCCCAAGGAAUCUGAUCAGAAAGAGACUUGACAAGCUUCUCGACUACGAACUGAUAGAGGCCAAAUCAAAUCUGAGCUACGAGGAACAGGCCGUGGCAAACACAUACAGGACCAUGAACACGCUACUCCUUAACGAGCUUCCUCAGUUUAACGGUCUGGCUCUGCAGAUGAUCUGGAGCAUGUUGGGGACAUUCAGCUGUCUGCACAAAGACCUUGCCUCAGACAUGGAACAGCUGUUCCAGAGCUUUGCACAGCAGCUCCCUCACAGCUCCGUCCAUCCUGCUGCAUUCUGGGAGUGGGCAGAGUCUGCGGUGCUUGAAGGUGCGAGGAGGCUGCAGACUCUAUGUCAAAGUGUGCAGGACUCACUGAAUUCACCAGUCGUGCAGCCUCUGAGCCCAUCCUCUCAGCGCCGUCUGAAGCAGCUAACAGACAAGCAUGGUUCUGGAAAGAUCUACCAGGUGAUGACCACAGUGGUGGGUAGCCGGGACCUGGACCUGAACCUGGUUAAGGGGGAGCUGGUGGCUAUAAUCAGCGAGGCUGACACCCGCGGAGACAAACGAAGAUGGCUGGUUGAUGCAGGAGGCAGAAGAGGCUACGUUCCGAACUCGAAGCUCAUUAGAUAUCACCAGCCAGCGGAGGACCCGCCCCCUUCGCCACACUUGACCCUGCCGGAGGGCAUGAGCGGAGUCAGAAGACACUCCUACACCCCACAGAGCCAGCCACUGACGAUCACGAGGCAGCCUUGCUUCCAGGUGUUGGCAGCCUACGACUUCACGGCGAGGGGGAACCAUGAAGUUUCUGUCCGGGCUGGAGAACCCGUUCGUGUCCUGGAGCCACAUGACAAACGAGGGAACCCUGAAUGGAGCCUGGUGGAGGCAGGAGACGGUCAGAGAGGAUACGUGCCCUCCAACUACCUCGCCAUGAUGCCUACGGGGACAGGGCCGUCCAGCAGCUACUACCCUUACUGCUAGGAGGGAUGGAGGAAGAAAGUAGGGCAGCGUGUAUCAGCAUGUGCAGUAUGAGAAGGAUCUUUUCCAAUACUGUCUUUUGAAUGCUAACAGCAAUAUGUUUUAAAUGAAGCUACAGCUGCUCCUCAAACAGUAGCAUGCAACUACAGCUUGGCCAUCAAAUAUUUUUAUUUUCGGUGUUGAAAUCAGUGUUUUUAAAAAGAUAUCAGAGCAGCUACUUAAUCUACAUGUAUGCAAUGGUCACUGUGUGAACACUAAAAUGCUAAAUUUUGUUAGCUGUCUGCUGUAUUCAAUUUGACAACUGGAAUUUUUAAAUAUCUUUUCAUGGCUUUCUUGACACCCAAAUCCUGUGCAAAGCAGUGCAGGGAGAAUUUUGAAAUCUAGAAAAUUCAUUAAAAGAAAGAUAAAGUGUGGCGACCUUUAGCUUUCGCAGGUAAGGGGUCAUUGGCCAUGUCUUAGGCUAUUCCUGUACUAACUUGAAUGCAUAUGAAAAUCAAUCUAAUCCUGCAUUUUGUAGCGCGAAAACCUCUGAAGUGAGCAUGACACAAGUUUGGUAUAAUUCUAUGGACAAAUUCAGUUUUUCUCUCUCUCUUUUUUUGACCGUAGCAUCAUAUGAGCUCUAGCCAAACAUCAAAAAGUACUGGACAGUUCAACAGUCAGAAAAUGUGAGAAAGCUGCUGGUUUAAGUGGCUGGAAUGUGUGCAAUAGACAAUUUAUACAUUGCUACUAUUUUUUUAUUUCAGUGUGGAUGGUAAAUCUGUAAAGGUAGAUGAAAAGCCUUUGAUGUACAGAAUUUUUGACUUUUCCAAGUUAUAAUUUAGAACAUUUUUCAGACAUUCAGUCCUUUCCAUUAACCAGACAGCAGCUAUUAUUGUCCGUAAAAGCUGCAAGGGCAAUCUCACCAGGUUAGAACUACUUUCAGUAUCACUUUCAUAUGACAAAGUCUGAACUGCACCCAUCACCAUUUUUUUCUUGAAGCCAUAACAGAGAGCAGAGACAAAGUUUGGGUCAAUAAUGGCGCUACAUUGUAGAAAAACAUUGAUUACACUGGUAAACAAAUGUUUGGAAAUUGUCUGCUUCCGAGAUAAAAUUGGUUAAAUCUUACAUACCUUAAUAAGUUGAAGUGGAAAACAAAUGAAAAAAACUGGUGAUUGGCUAAUGUUUCCAAGAUAUUUAAUGACAAAGUUUUAUUAUGUAUAUAUAUGUACAUAAAUCUUGCGUUUGAAAGAAUACUUCUAUCUGAAGUGUACAAGUGCCCUGGCAAGGAUUAAACAAAAGUCUCAUGACUUAUUGUAACUAAAUGUAUUUGGGAAAUACAAACAUCACCUAAAACACCACUCAGAACAACAGUUAUUCAGUAUGUAUAUGGAACUUUUUGGCUUGUCUCUUGUACACAGCAUCAUCCCUUGACAUUUCAACAGUAGUCAGCCAGCAUAGAUGGAUUCCAUUUUCCCUGGUGGAUUAUUUGGACACUGCACAAUCCAUUUUUCUUCUUUCUUGACAUUCCUUUUGUAACUGGGGGAACCAUACAAAAAUAGCAGUCACUACUGUGAUCUGUUGGUUCUCGUUAAAUCAUUGGAACUGCAAAAGGCAUAGAUUUUCUUUUUUUGUGGAGCCACUGCAAGAUUAGUUGCACGUGUGUUACAACAAUGAUGUGGGGCCCAACUCUUGUCCUGCAUCCAAAAUAAAGAUGAUAUGCCUUUUUCACUACAGUAGUUAUAUUGCACUUUUGUGAUGCAAAGGUUACUUCACCACAAAUAUAGCAGAAGUUAUUUUCGUUGUUUACACAAUUUUGAGGCAUCUCUGGUUCCUCAGGUAGAAAGUAUGAGACAAUUUGAUAAAGGUAUCACACUGACAAAAGCUGCUACGCAUGACUUAGAUUGAUGCUCGCCAUGGUUUAUGAAAUGCAAAAAAGCAUAUAAUAUGUCAAAGAGGGCAUGUUCUAUCAUAAAACAUUAGCAUAGAUGAGUAUGUUUUACAUUGCAGAAAUGUUUUGAGUCAGAACUUGUAACUCAGACACAUACAUAUCUUUUCAAUUAGUAAUUGCUCUCUCAUUACUUCAUAUAGAAUUUCAAUACUUGACUUAUUACUGUAUCUUGAUAACAUGAGCCAACCAUCACUUUUGACUUAUUUUUUUCUUUUUUAGUAACUGAAAGUAGGUAAAGUUUAACUACUUUAAUUCUGGAAGCAUUUUGCUUGAAGACCAGUGUUAGGAGAAAGACUUAACUUUUUUUUAUUCCCACCGAGAUGUUAACAGCAGCUGAAGUUUGGCUUAUUGCUUCCAGCUGUUUGUAGGAAUUUUUCUUCUGAGUUUUUUUAAAUACCUGCAGCAUCAAGCAGUAGCAAGAUCCAUAUUCCUGACAUUGAAACAUUUUUCUGUCUAGUCCAGUCUCGUGACAAAUGUGGAUAUGUCUGAUUGAAGCUGUGAGGAACAUUAAUGGGAAGGUGACUUAUGUCUGAAUGACAGAAUGCCAUCACUUUACCAGACUGAUGAAGCAGCAGUGUUCUGUAUUCCAUGUCUGAAAAGGGCUUAUGUGACACAGGAAGGAAGCAGCAGCCCUGCAGCUGGUUGUUAUUUGGUGUCAUGGACAUUCGGGGAAGGUUAGAUGCUUUCUGUGACUUUAGGCUGAAGAACAAUCUUAAAGUUGCACUGAAAAUUUGCUAUGGCUUGUUACAAGGCACCAGAGACAAUGAGGGGAAUAGUUUCGAAGGCUCGGGGGGGCCAUAUGAGCUGAAUGAGAGGAGAAGAGUCCGGGCUUACCCUUGACUCAUUUCACGUGAUCCUCAGAGGCUGAGAAGGACACUUAGAAUUGAAAAAGAUAGGCUGCAUGUUCUCGUUAGAGGGCGUGUGUGUUAGCGAGCUAACUGGAACACUUAGACAUUAUAGAGAGCAAAUUGCGUGCAUGUGUGCAUGUGCGUGAGAUGAAAUUGUGCUGACAGGUGAGUGUGUGUGUGUGUGUGUGUGUGUGUGUGUGUGUGUGUGUGUGUGUGUGUGUGUGUGUGUGUGUGUGUGUGUGUGUGUGUGUGUGUGUGUGUGUGUGUGUGUGUGUGUUUUCGCCGAGUGUCCUCCUCACCUGGAGGCAGCAGCAGCACUGUAUCGAGACUGACAGGUACACAGCGCUCUCGUCAUCUCAGACUGUGUAAUGUGAUGUAAAUGUAAAAUGUCUCCGGGGCCGAGCAGGAGAGAGAGAGAGAGAGGAGGGAGAGGAAGAAACUCAUACCGGGAGGAGGAGUGAAGGAGUUGGAGGGUGAACGGAGAGAAGAUGUGAGGAGGCAUAGCAAGCUGGGAGGAGACGAUGAACUGCAGCACAGAGUUAUCCCGUUAGUUUGAAUCUAUUUCUCCCCAUUUUCUGCACGAGCUGAUUUAAAUUCACUCUUUUCUCUCCUCACCAUUGUGUUUUCACUCGUUCAGCGCCCAUUACAGCAAGAGUUUGAUUCCUCCAUCGGGUUUUAUGCAUCAAAAGGUUUGUAUCGUAGAUGUAGACGAGUCAGAAGCCACUCACGUCUCUAUUCAUAUGCACCUGAUGAUGCUCGUUGCUAUGGAUACAGUUCAAUCAAUGCAGGUCAUGCCUCUGUGUGGCAUUUCUUCCGAGUGAGCCGGACUGUGAAAACGUUUAGCUACAGCAGAUUUUAACUCGCUCAUGUCCCCUGCACUGGAAGUUUGCCGCCUCAUUAUCUCUGUGGGCUCCAUGCAUUCAGUGGCCUUUUCUGGAGAUUUACACACCGGCAUUGAUAAUAAGGGCUUCUCCUCAUCUAUUUACCCCGCAGAGUCCAGAGUGAAUGCCUCCUAUAUGCAUUUUAUUUCCCUGCUUUCAACUUCUAAAGUCACAGUAUUACCUAUUCAUACGGUGUUCUGGGUGGAAAGCAACUCCCUAACUUGCUACAAAAACUAAAUUUAAGUAAUUUUCUGAUUGUGUAAACUGACAAACUGGAAUUGGAGCCUAAUAGUUUGUUUCCAGUAGUUUGUUUUGAAUGCCAUAUGUGUUCAUGGUCCAUAAUUUUCAUGAAACCCCUUCCCACUGCCUCACAUCAUCCCACAUCUAAGCAUGUUUAGAAUAUUAUUGUAAUCUGCACCAGUUUCUGUAUGGAAACUCCAUGUUGGAAGAUUUUUAUUUGUGUUUAAAGUUGUUUUGUUUUUAGCAAUUGGCAAGAAAAACAUUCUACCUACCCAUUCUGCAAGUCCAUUUCUAGCCUUCAAACCAUGAAAAAAAAUCUAAAUCGUCAUUUUAUAACUAGAUUGCUCAAUAUUUUAAACAUAAAAUGGCUGAAAUCACGACAGGUAGUGUAAAAGAAGAACUUUUUGGUGAUGAUUUUGCAGAUAAUUGUCACUGAAACUGCAAAAAUCUAUCAUCUAGGCAGGCAAACAAAGGAUAGCUAAAGAACCAGAUAAUGUUGCACCAUGUGCAAACCAGAUUUCCGAAGCCAUAAUCUGUCAGAUUUUGUGGAAUUUUACCCCCUAGUGGCCACAAAAUUAUAUUAAUGCUGCUUCAACCUUUCCAGCAUGAGAGAAUUGUACAUGUUUUACUGGAAAAGACUCUUUUCCUCUUCCAACAUGGCCGCACCAUCAGCUCUUCCUGUUACAUGGCCGUGUCUUGAGCCUUUUCAUGUGGGAUUGUGCUGCAUCAGCUGCUGUGGAUGUGAAGCAGAAAGAGGGAGCCUCGGAUUCAGAGCUGCUCAGCUGGAGCUUAGCUGUUCCCAUCAGUCUGAAUGUCAGGACGGAGCAGAGCAGCAGGAGGGACAGAGAGGGAGAGAGAGAGGGAGCCUGUGUGAUGAUACUUAUGCCAAAAUACCAAAUGUCCUCAAGGUUAGUGAGAUGAGAACGAAAAACUCUCAACCUGAGAACAUUUUGUCUGCUUUCACCUCUUCAAAGGCCAUUUUAGGGUGAAAGAACAACUCAGCCAUGUACUGUAAGUGCAUUAAGCCUUACAUUUUGGGAUCUAUUCAACUGGAUAUUUUUUUUUAAUUCCAAUGAACUACAGACUGCUAUUGUAAUGUUCCCUGCAAAUCAAAUUUCAAUGUAUUUCGUGUUAUAAAAUGUAUUUACUGUGAGAAAAUUUGCAGAUACUUAACUAUUUUUGCUUUAAAAACCACUCCUGAAGAAGAUUGUGAACCACUUUCUAAUAAUAGUGAAUGGUGGACUUCUAUUAAAUCAAGAACUGGAUAAUAUUUGGGGCAUAUUUAAGCCAUAAACAUGUCUGUAUGGUUUUGAGUGUGUCUGUACUAAUUACCAAAGGAGGCUGUAGUUUUUCUUAUCUACACUAGAGGGAGGAGGUUGGCUGUGUUCGAAAAGAGAGACUGUUAAUUUCACUGUGGAACUGGAAAAUGUGUGUUAAAGACCAGCAUCAUUACCUUUGUCAGUAUUGAUCCUGACAACCUCUGAGAAUUCAGUUAAGCAAAAUUCUGUACAUUCUGUUAAUAUUGUUCAGUUUUUUUAAUUAAUCUGCUGUCAAAGCAACGUGUUUAACCUGCUUUUACGGUCUGUACAGCAAAUCUGUUUUGUAAUUUAUUAUUUUGUAAUUGUGUUUUGAAUCAUAUUGGUGUUUUAACUUAUUCAGCACCGCAGGGUUACAUGAUGUCAAGAUGAAGCAUGAAGUCUUUGAAGUGUUGCCAAAGUUGUGAUGUUAAACUCACUCACUCACACAUGUAUUCAUGCAGCAGAUGGGAGUUUCUGCAGUGCAGCAGCGGUAUCUGUCAGGGCAGCUGUGGACUGACUGUGUGGCUUCAAUAAAAACUCAACUGAAA